GAAUGCCCCAGCGACUACCCUGGCCCGAGUUCCUCGGGGGUUGCAUCAAAGGCCUUCAAGGGUUUGCAAUUUGCCGAUUGGGACGCUGAUGGUGACGCAGACCUGCUUCUGGCACAGGCAGGGCCUGAGCUGGUGGUCACGUUAUAUGAGCAUCUUGCAAAUGGCAGCUUCCAGGCAGAAGACUUGUUCCGCGCGCCCUGGCCAGCUUCAAACUCUACUCUGGACAUUUUUGAAGGUCCGGCCUUACACAUUGACAUUGACGUCGUUGAUUGGGAUGGUGAUGGGGGCUUAGACAUAUUGCUCUGUACGGAAUUUCAGGGCUCCGCCAAUAUAAGCAUCCUGGAGCGCGCCGGCGCGCCGAUCCAGCAGGGAAGCAUCAUGCACUUGCAGACCAACAUUUUACAUGUCGAUGGAUCCGAAUGUUUGAUGCAUAGUUUGCAGGCACUGGACUUCGAUGAGGACGGCGACGUGGACCUCUUCGUGGGUCAACGAUAUUUUGAGCGCACCUCUACAGGAUUGGUGGAGCGUUUGCACAAUGAGAACCCCAUUCACAGCUUUGGUGGCAAGGUGGAGUUAAUUGAUGACCUUGAUGGUGAUGGACGUGUGGAGCUCCUGGUGACGGACUGGAGCAAGCACAAUGAAGGCCCCUCUCUAACAAGGAAACUCCGCUACUUCCAUCGGACAGCUGAUGGCAGCUUUGUUGAGCAGAAGGAGAAUCCCUUAGCACAUGCCGGGCUCAUCACUGCAGAGGGUGGGAUCGAAAAACCCUAUGUGAUUGACUGGAAUUCAGAUGGCUGGCAAGACCUGAUGGUCGUGACAUAUUCAUAUUUAGGUGACAGAUUUAGUGCCUGUAGCUUUGGAUAUGGCCAUUAUCGGCACGUGAUGGUGCCAGAUCUAAUGCACAAUACCCACAUGGGUUCCUAUGCACAUCUCAACUUGGGCAGUUGGUUAAAGGAACAACGCUUGAGUGUGAUCGACUGGAACGGUGAUAGCUUGUUGGAUCUGGUGGUGAGCCCAGGUCUUCAAACUUCGCUUGCUUCUUCAUGGCCGAAGUUAUACGAGAAUCAUCCUUUUUCAGGGGCUACAGAAGUGGAGUUAGUCUUCGAAAAUGUCACGGCCACCUUCAUGAAUCAUCAAAGUUUUGGAGUUGACUACAGGUUUGCAGUUGAAGACUUCGACGGGAAUGGUGAGCCAGAUCUCCUCAUUGUGUCCCAAACCGAUGGAAAAGUGCACUAUCAUCGGAAGGUCUUGGGUAGUCUUCUUGGAGAAGAGAAGUCCCAUCCAUUCAGCGGCAUCACAGUCAAACGACACAAGGAUCCUUGGAAUCACUUCUCCUACUACGCGGUGCAGCCUUUUAUGGUGGAUUUUGACCAGGACGGUGACAUGGAUUUGAUUUUGGGUCCCCCAGAUGGACGGUUUUUUUGA
Molecule: messenger RNA, 1425 nt
Organism: Durusdinium trenchii
Lineage: Eukaryota; Dinophyceae; Suessiales; Symbiodiniaceae
Source: the annotation of a GenBank genome assembly